Molecule: messenger RNA, 2748 nt
Organism: Naegleria lovaniensis
Lineage: Eukaryota; Heterolobosea; Eutetramitea; Acrasida; Naegleriidae
Exons: 3
Coding region: 1-2748 (915 amino acids)
Molecular function (GO): DNA-binding transcription factor activity
Source: RefSeq, a predicted model, not a curated record
AUGUCACAACAGAAAGACCAACACUCUCAAGCAAAUCUCAGUACGACAACAACAACAACGACGACUCCUCCUAUUCCUGCUUCUACGACAACAACAAGCACUGGUGCACAACCAAGAACAACCGCAACGACGACUACGACAACAACAACAGCUUCAUCCUUGUACGAAUCCGAAUCAGCAAGUUCUUCCUCAUUCUCUUUUCUUUCUCCCAUUCUUGGUCAUCAUCAUCAUUCGCCAAGCAAUUUAUUACCAACAACAGGACAGUUGCAACAAGAAGGCUUCUUUUCAUCCCAUUCCACAACAGAGAAUAUCAAUAACAUGUUGUUUGCAACAGCAGCAGCGACUCAGCAACAACAACAGCAGCAGUAUCAUCAUGAACCAUCCAAUGCAUCUUCUUAUUCCAUGAUCAUGGAGGAUGAAUUUGCUGCUCACUAUCAUCAUGGCAUGAUGGAACAGCAACAACUGCAUCAAGGAGGGGAUACAACGAGUAGUAGUAGAAUGAAUCCUCCAAUCAUUCCAUUCUCUUCCAUGUUAUUAUUGGGUGAAGAGGAGGAUCAUCCUUUUCAAACAACAACGACAACAGCCUCUCCAACAACCACUCAACAACAACAAUCGUUAGAGAGAUCUCAUCCUCUUGGAAGUAGCACCAAUGAACUAUUUAGUGGUGAUAAUUCCCUACUACUGAGCCAACUCUAUGGAAUGGCACAAGGUACUACUACUACAACUUCUUCUUUGGGUUCAUCCCUUCAUCAACUUCCUCAACAACAACAACAACAAACAAUCUCUCACUUUCAACAGCCUUCAUCUGGGUUAGGAACAACAACAACCACCUCUACAACCAGUACUCGACCAUCCACAAACGUAAUGCAACAGCAACAACAACUCUCUCAACAACAACAACAACAAGAGAAUAUGAUUGCAUCAUCGCCUACAACACCUACGGCAUCAUCAUCCACAGCAAAAUCAACUCCAUCUGUUACGUUUACUAUAACUCAAUUACAGCCUUACUUUGAAACACCGAUCAAGAAUGUUGCAGCCAUGUUGAAUAUUUCCCUCACUCAGCUCAAACGAAUUUGUAGAGGAAUUGGGAUACCACGAUGGCCUUAUAGAAAAAUUCAAUCAUACAAGAGCAAGAUCAAUGAAAAGAGAAUCAUUUUGGAAAAGCUAGAAAAGCAAGACUCACCUGGCAUUCUUCUCGAUCCCAUUAAAAAGCAUCAACUCUCCUCUCGAAUUGAGCAAUUAAGAAAUGACAUUAUGAAAAUCGAAAAACAAAUUGUUGCCAUUAAGAACGAUCCAAAAUCUGUUCUUCAAUCAAGCAGUGGAGGUAGUGAGGCAGCAGAGGGUUCACAUGCUGGCGGAGAAUCUGACGACGAUGCAGAAACAACCACUUCAGCAACUCAAAGUAGUAACAUGUCCAUCUCUUCUUCGACGUCUUCUCAUCAACGAGUCAUUACAAACACUCAUGUUCGAAAUAUGAAUACUGGAUCAAUGAUUGGACAAAUGAGAUCUGUGGUACAUGUUGGAAAACAACCUCAGAGAAGGGCGCAACAAAGUAAAUUGAAUGUAGUGGUUCAGGAUGUUCCACAAAUGCAAACACCCUCUCCUCAACAACAUGUACAAAAUUAUCCUACUACUAGUUAUCAACAAAUCUCACCUGUGACUCCAUCAGCAGCGAGCUCAGUAUCGUCCUCAACCACACAACUGAAAAGGAAAAAGAGACCAGAAGUGACUGAGAUUUCACAGCAACAACAACUAUCUCAACAACAAACAAUGACUAGUUCACAACAAGGUUUCAUGAUGCCACAAACUUCGUCAGGUUAUCAAAUGAUGAGUGGAAUGACACCUCAAUUUACAUCCAAUGUUACACAAGGAUUUAUGACCUCUUUAAUGGGAAAUGCCAAUCAAUAUAAUUUUGGAACGAAUACCAACAUGUUUGAUCAAAGCACCACCACUACCAUGACGCCCACUACGACUCAAAUUUCACAAACCAGUGCUCAAUCAUUUAAUUUAGGUCAAAUGUUGGCUCCUUCUGCUGUGACAAGCCAAUCUGUCACGACACUCGAUACUUCGAGAAAGAAACGAAAAAUGAGUGCACCUCCCACUCCUGUGCUUCAACAACCUCAACCAUCCAUGUCAUUGCAACAACCCAUGCAACAACAGCAACAACAACAAUUUUCCUCGUCGGGCAAUGUGGUCAGCACUCAAUAUUUCCAAGCAGUUCAACCACCACAAUCCAGCACUCAAUAUUAUCAACGAUCGCCAACAGUGGCAGAUCCAAAUUUCACACUUCAACAACUCAUUUCGCCCUCAACCAUGAAUAUUGCUUCUCAAAAUGUAUUUUCAUCGUCUACUGCCGCUAGUAGUAGUGGUGGCCAGGGAGUUGUUGAUGCACAAGAUUAUUCGAGUGCACUUUUGAUGAGUAUGCUUCAACGAAAAAACACGACAGAUUUUUCCUCACAAUUUUCUCAACAACAACAAUUGUCACAACCUAGUACUCAAUUCAACAUUUUUAAUACCUACAUGGAGAGUACUCAGCAACAACAACCACCUCAACAACAAGCGCCACAGUUUGAUUCAACAUCUUAUCAAUCUCACUUUUCACAAUAUGAAUCAUUUCCUCAACAACAACAGUCAUCAUCUAAUCAAACAACCACAUCACUAGGCAAUACUCAAGUUCAGCAAUUCUUUUCCUUUCAAAACACGCAACAACAACAACAACAGCAACAAAAUCCCUUUCAUCAACCUUAA